Quercus robur (English oak) is the source of this 824-nucleotide messenger RNA. RefSeq names its product GDSL esterase/lipase At5g14450-like. The annotation marks the transcript as partial. The record is from RefSeq and is a predicted model, not a curated record. The transcript has 2 exons. Gene Ontology annotation, molecular function: hydrolase activity, acting on ester bonds. Lineage: Eukaryota; Viridiplantae; Streptophyta; Magnoliopsida; Fagales; Fagaceae.
AAAUUACUUGUGCAGAUUAAACCUUAUAAAUGUUGUUGUGAUUUACUAUUUCAGAAACUAUACCAAUUAGGAGCAAGAUCAUUUUGGAUACAUAAUACUUACUUAUAUAUUAUCUGCUUGCCUUUUGCUGUUAUAUAUUAUCCUCCAAAGCCAGAAAAUAUGGACCAAAGUGGUUGUGUGAAGUCCCACAAUGAGGUCGCCAAGCAAUUUAACAGGCAGCUUCAAGAGAGGGUGACCCAACUGGGAGCGCAACUUCCAGAUGCAAUACUUACUUAUGUUGGCAUUUUCUCGGCUAAAUACACUUUAAUUUCUAAAGCAAAGAAGCUUGGUUUUGCUAAUCCACAUGGAUACUGUUGUGGGCAUCUUGGAGAUUACAACGUUGACUGUGGAAGGAAGGCAAUGGUGAAUGGGACUGAAAUCAUAGGGGCUUCAUGCAGCAAUCCUUCAGAGUACAUUAGUUGGGAUGGCGUACAUUAUUCUCAUGCUGCAAAUAAAUGGAUAGCCAACCAAAUUCUUAACGGCAACCUUUCCAACCCUCCGAUCCCGAUUACUGGAGCUUGUCACAAGCUUGGUCAUUCAUGAUCACAAGCCUUAAGCUCCAAUGGAUAUCUUGCAACCAUGCAAUGGAAAAGUUUAAGUUCUAUCAGAGAUGCGGUUAUGUUUCUGUUAAUAAUUCAUUUUCCUUCCCAUGAAAUAGAACUUCGAAUUUCAAUUUGUACAGACAUUUCACAAAUUUGCACAGAAAAGUUACAAAAGAAGCAGAUCAAUGUUGUAUGAGUGUUAUUAUCACUUGAAGUUGGGACUAGCAAAAAUUUUGUGUGGCU